Echinops telfairi (small Madagascar hedgehog) is the source of this 3021-nucleotide messenger RNA. It is a transcript of the gene SH2D3C, whose product is annotated as SH2 domain containing 3C. The record is from RefSeq and is a predicted model, not a curated record. The transcript has 12 exons. Bases 14 to 2596 code for a protein of 860 amino acids. Lineage: Eukaryota; Metazoa; Chordata; Mammalia; Afrosoricida; Tenrecidae. Gene Ontology annotation, molecular function: phosphotyrosine residue binding; guanyl-nucleotide exchange factor activity. Gene Ontology annotation, biological process: positive regulation of peptidyl-serine phosphorylation; small GTPase-mediated signal transduction.
AGGACUCGCCAGGAUGACGGAGGGGCCGAAGAAAACCAGCAAAAAGUUCAAAUUCUUCAAGUUCAAAGGCUUUGGGAGUCUCUCCAACAUUUCUCGGUCCCUCACUCUGAGACGGUCCUCCACCUUCGUAAGUACUCAAUCCCAUCUGGAGCACACCUUCGAAGCCACCCAAGAUGACCUGGUGACAAUUCCCAAGAGCCCUCCGGCCUAUGCCCGCUCAAGUGACAUGUACAGCCACAUGGGCACCAUGCCUCGUCCCACUGUCAAGAGGGCUCAAGACCGACAGGCCGCCCGGAAGGCCCGGCAGGAGUCCAAGCCUCACCUGGCAUCCAGAAGUCUACCAGAACCCCCAGGUUUGGAGGCAGCCAAGAAGGAGGUGGUGCAGGCCGAUGUCCCCCUGGAAGAUGACACCCUAACAGUGGGCCCCCCGCCUCCAGCAGUGGAGGCAGACCCCACGAGAAAGCCUGAGGAUCCUAGCGUACACAUGGCAGAGGAGAGGCCUUCCAGGGAUAUGCCCUUAGAAAGGGCUGCUGGGGAGCCAGAGGCCGGCGGGGACUAUGUGAAGUUCUCCAAGGAGAAGUACAUUCUGGACUCCUCACCAGAGAAACUGCACAAGGAGUUGGAGGAGGAACUCAAACUCAGCAGUACAGACCUCCGCAGCCAUGCCUGGUACCAUGGCCGAAUCCCCCGGGAGGUCUCCGAGACCCUGGUGCAGCGCAAUGGUGACUUCCUCAUCCGGGAUUCGCUCACCAGCCUGGGCGACUACGUGCUCACGUGCCGGUGGCGCAACCAGGCCCUGCACUUCAAGAUCAACAAGGUGGUGGUGAAGGCCGGUGAGAGCUACACCCACAUCCAGUACCUGUUCGAGCAGGAGAGCUUCGACCACGUGCCUGCCCUGGUGCGUUACCACGUGGGGAGCCGCAAGGCCGUGUCGGAGCAGAGCGGCGCCAUCAUCUACUGCCCGGUCAACCGGACCUUCCCCCUGCGCUACCUGGAGGCCAGCUACGGCCUGAGCCAGGGCGGUGGCAAGGCAGGCAGCCCCGCCAGCCCCUCGGGGGCCAAAGGUAGCCACAUGAAGCGACGCAGCGUCACCAUGACCGAUGGGCUCACCACGGACAAGCUCACCCGUGGUGACAGCUGCCCCACCAGCACGUCACUGCCCCACCCCCGGGGGGAAUCCAUCCGCAACUGUGCCCUCAGCAUGGACCAGAUCCCAGACCUGCACUCGCCCAUGUCCCCCAUCUCCGAGAGUCCCAGCUCCCCUGCCUACAGCACUGUGACCCGUGUCCAUGCCACUCCCGUGGCCCCCUCUGCCACAGCACUGCCUGCCUCCCCAGUCACCCGCCGCUCCAGCGAGCCCCAGCUGUGCCCUGGAAGUGCCCCAAAGCCUCAUGGGGAGUUGGACAAGGGCCCCCAUGCCAGCCCCUCCCACAGCCUCUGCAAGGCUUCCCCAUCGCCAUCACUCAGCAGCUACAGCGACCCGGACUCUGGCCAUUACUGCCAACUCCAGCCGCCCAGCCAGGGGAGCCGGGAGUGGGCAACGGUGGAGGGCUCCAGCCGGCAGGCCCGGAGCUAUGGAGAGAAGCUGAAGGACCUGUCAGAAAAUGGGGCCCCUGAAGGGGACUGGGGAAGGACCUUCACAGCCCCUGUAGUGGAAGCCACAUCUUCCUUCAACCCAGCCACCUUCCAGUCCCUUCUGAUCCCCAAGGACAACCGGCCACUGGAGGUGGGCCUCCUUCGCAAGGUCAAGGAGCUGCUAGCAGAGGUGGACGCCCGGACACUGGCCCGGCAUGUCACCAAGGUGGACUGCCUGGUUGCUAGGAUACUGGGCGUUACCAAGGAGAUGCAGACCCUAAUGGGUGUCCGCUGGGGCAUGGAGCUGCUCACCCUCCCCCACGGCCGGCAGCUACGCUUAGACCUGCUGGAAAGGUUCCACACCAUGUCCAUCAUGCUGGCCGUGGACAUCCUGGGCUGCACGGGCUCGGCGGAGGAGCGGGCGGCGCUGCUGCACAAGACCAUCCAGUUGGCGGCCGAGCUGCGGGGGACCAUGGGCAACAUGUUCAGCUUCGCUGCCGUCAUGGGCGCUCUGGACAUGGUCCAGAUCACCCGGCUGGAGCAGACCUGGGUGACCCUGCGGCAGCGCCACACAGAGGGCGCCAUCCUGUAUGAGAAGAAGCUCAAGCCGUUCCUCAAAAGCCUCAACGAGGGCAAAGAAGGCCCUCCGCUGAGCAACACCACGGUUCCCCACGUGCUUCCCCUCCUCACCCUCCUGGAGUGGGACUCCGCCCCCGCGGAGGGGCCUGAGCCCUGGGGCAGCACCGAGCACGGCGUGGAGGUGGUGCUGGCGCAUCUAGAGGCUGCCCGCACGGUGGCGCAUCACGGAGGCCUGUAUCACACCAACGCUGAGGUCAAGCUGCAGGGGUUCCAAGCCCGGCCGGAGCUCCUGGAGAUCUUCAGCACCGAGUUCCAGAUGCGCCUCCUCUGGGGCAGCCAGGGCGCCAGCAGCAGCCAGGCCCGGCGCUAUGAGAAGUUCGACAAGGUGCUCUCAGCCUUGUCCCACAGACUGGAGCCUGCCAUCCGCUCCAGCGAGCUGUGACCUCCAGGGACCUCCCUGCUCUGCAGCUGCGGGCAGCAUCAGGGGCAGAGAGGGGCACUGACUUUCACAGCAUCCCUCAGGACACUGACCAGUGUGACUGGGUUCAAUUUCAAGGUCCCCCUUGCUCCCCCAGGGCCCUGCAUGGAUGCUGGGCUCUGUUCCACCUGCUACAAAGCUCAUCGCGUCUUCCUCCAGGAAGAACCAGAGUCUCCGAUCCUCCCAGCAGCCUCUGCUUCACUUCCUGCCCAAGUUCCCUUCACUGAGCCAUGUGAGGCUCCACGCCUCCUCAUACCUCUCCAGGCACCUGCUCCCUCAACCAUCCCACUGCCACCAGGGCCUCCAUCAUGCUGUAAAUAACUUGUUCUGUAAAUAAGCUGUACAGAAGCCAUGUUUUUUCUUUCGUAUAAUAAACUUUUAUGACUCUU